This is a messenger RNA of Etheostoma spectabile (orangethroat darter), 1154 nucleotides long. RefSeq names its product cell wall integrity and stress response component 4-like. Lineage: Eukaryota; Metazoa; Chordata; Actinopteri; Perciformes; Percidae. Bases 156 to 1154 code for a protein of 332 amino acids. The record is from RefSeq and is a predicted model, not a curated record. The transcript is spliced from 2 exons.
AGGCUGUGCGUGCUGAUUACACCAACCAAGGGUUUGACAGAGGGCAUCUGUUUCCAAGUUCUUAUGGAUUGACUGAAAAAGAUAAGAAAUCUACUUUUACCCUUACCAACGUUGUUCCACAACAACCCACAUUCAAUCAGGGAAGCUGGAACCGAAUGGAGACCUGCGUCAAAUGUGUUCUGGAUGAAUACUGUGUCAACAGCAAUGGUCUUAAAGAAGGCUUUUUGGUAACUGGAGCACAGCCCGGCCUUAACAACAUUAACAACAGGGUUAAUAUUCCUUCCAGGCUCUGGUCAGCAUUCUGCUGCUACAGUCAGAGUGAGAAGGGUUGGUUGGCAAGUGCACACUGGGGUGAAAACAUCCCUGAAGCUAAAGAUAAAUAUCUGCAGACUAAGACCUUGGCAGAGCUCCAGGAUGAGCUGGGAAUACAAGGCUUUCCUAGAAGACCAUGUCCUCUCCACACAACUGUCACUCACUUGUACCCAAAACUUAACAAAGAGUGUGAGCUUGCAUGCCCAAAACUCAUUCCAACCACCACUACCUCUCCAACUUCCACAUCUGCCCCUCUGUCCACCACGUCUGCCCCUCUGUCUACUACAUCUGCCCCUCUGUCUUCCACAUCUGCACCUCUGUCCACCACAUCUGCCCCUCUGUCCACCACAUCUGCCCCUCUGUCUACCACGUCUGCCCCUAUGUCUACUACAUCUGCCCCUCUGUCUUCCACAUCUGCACCUCUGUCCACCACAUCUGCCCCUCUGUCCACCACAUCUGCCCCUCUGUCUACCACAUCUGCCCCUCUGUCCACCACAUCUGCCCCUCUGUCCACCACGUCUGCCCCUCUGUCUACUACAUCUGCCCCUCUGUCUUCCACAUCUGCACCUCUGUCCACCACAUCUGCCCCUGUGUCCACCACAUCUGCCCCUCUGUCUACCACAUCUGCCCCAUCUGUCUUCCACAUCUGCCCCUCUGUCCACCACAUCUGCCCCUCUGUCUACCACAUCUGCCCCUCUGUCCACCACAUCUGCCCCUCUGUCUACCACAUCUGCCCUUUUUUCUACCACAUCUCUCCCUCUUUCUACCACAUCUGGAAUGACAACAGCUGGCCCUGUUACUACGACAACCAACAACUACAGAAACACCAACGAGUAUUCUGA